AAAUAUGGCCUCCAUAUUGUCGGAGGAGCAAUUUCUGUGCGUCAUCUGUCUGGAAAGCUUCACCGACCCGGUCUCCAUCCCAUGUGGCCACAACUACUGCCUGGGAUGCAUCAAACACUUAUGGGACAUCAAACCUCAGCCGGAUUGUCCGCUGUGCAAAGAGACAUUCCUGAGACGCCCAGAACUCAGGAUCAACAUCUCUGACAGAAAGAUCGGCCAACAGGCCAGUGCCAGCAAAGAGGCAGACGUCGAGGCAAUCCUCGAAAUCCGAAGAAAUCCCUUGCGAUGUCUGCCGCGACCACAGAGCGACAGCGGUGAAGUCGCCUCCUAUUGUGAGGUCCACCUGACCCCGCACCUGAGGGAUCCGGUGAUGACCAAGCACAGGCUGACGGAUCCGGCCACCUUCGCCGCCAGUCACCUCUGCCGGAACCACAACAAGCCCCUGGACAUGUUCUGCAAGAGGGAGCAAACACCCGGAAAGAUGAAGACGACCCAAGCGGAGAUUCAACAGAUGAUCCAGGACCGACUGAGAAAGACUGACGAGAUCCAGCGCUCACUGGAACUGGGGAGGAAAAAUAAAGAACAGGAGAUACAGACAAGCGUGCAGGCCGCCACAAUGGUGAUAACCGCCUUCGAGAGAUACCAGGCAUUGCUCAUUGGGGAGAUAGAAGAGAAGCACGAGGCAGAAGAGAGGAGAGCGGAGGAGCUCCUCUGCGAGCUGGAGGAGGAGACCAGUGAACUCCAGCGGAGAUACAGCGAGCUGCAACACUUGGAGGACACCAAGGACCCUCUUCAUCUCCUGCAGAGCUUUCCGUGUUUGAGUGCUCCGCUGUCCACCAAUGACUGGUCUGAGGUCAGAGUUCACUCGGACAUUUGCAUUGGGACCGUGAGGGGAGCUUUCUCCAAGCUGGUGGACAUCUGCAAAGAACUUGAACAGAAACUGUCCACAGAAGACGUGAACAAAAUAAGUAAAUAUGCAGUGGACGUGACUCUGGAUCCAGCAACCGCUGCAGGUUGGCUGGUUCUAUCCCCAGACGGUAAAAAGGUGAGCGUGGGCGCCCAGCAGAGGAGGCCUCCUCUUCCUCCCGACACCCGGAGGUUUGACACCUGCGUCGCUGUUCUGGGAAAACAAAGGUUCUCCUCUGGGAGGUGCUAUUGGGUGGUUCAGGUUGGGGACAAGACGGACUGGGACCUUGGUGUGGCCAGGGAGUCCAUCAACAGGAAGGGCUCCAUCACGGUCCGCCCAGCUAACGGUUACUGGGCCAUCUGCCGACGUAAGGGUGGCGGUCUGCUCGCCUGCGCCGGACCCUCUGUCACCCUCAACCUGCAUCGGCUACCCCAAAAAGUUGGCAUAUUCCUCGACUACGAGGAGGGAUCCGUGUCCUUCUACGACGCAGAGGCCAAGACUCACAUUUACACUUACGGCGGUUGUAGAUUUACCGAGCCGCUGUUCCCAUACUUCAACCCAUGUCUCCCGGACAGUGGGAGGAACGUGGCGCCGCUGGUCGUCUGUCCUGUCGAAUUUGGUCAAGCAGUACAGACUGUGGCGCUU
Molecule: messenger RNA, 1552 nt
Organism: Menidia menidia (Atlantic silverside)
Lineage: Eukaryota; Metazoa; Chordata; Actinopteri; Atheriniformes; Atherinopsidae
Source: the annotation of a GenBank genome assembly